AUGAGCGAGGAAAAUCACACCAGAGUGAAGGAAUUCAUCCUUCUGGGAUUCCCUGGGUCUCAGUAUUUGCAACUGUCCCUCUUCAUACUCUUUCUCAUCAUGUAUGUCCUGAUCAUCACUGGUAAUGUGGCCAUCAUCUUCCUAGUCAGGACCCAGACAUGCCUUCAAACCCCCAUGUACUACUUCCUCUGCAACUUUGCCUUCCUGGAGAUCUGGUUCACCACAGCCUGUGUCCCUAAGACUCUAGCCAAUCUUGUGUCUCAAAGCAAAUCCAUCUCCUUCACCAGCUGCCUUCUGCAGAUGUAUUUUGUCUUCUCCUUUGGCUGCACAGAAUACUUCCUCUUGGCUGUCAUGGCCUAUGACCGCUAUCUGGCCAUUUGCUACCCAUUGCAUUAUAACACUAUUAUGAGCAGCACUCUCUCUGUUCAGCUGGCCCUUAGCUCUUGGGUGGGUGGUUUCCUGGUUAUUACCGUGCCAGCAGGUCUGAUUGCCAGGUUGUCCUUCUGCGGUCCAAACAUCAUCAAUCAUUUCUUUUGUGACAUAGCUCCCUGGAUAAUUCUCUCCUGCACUGACACCUACCUUGUUGAGAUGGUCUGUUUCAUCAUGUUUGCCAUCGUCAUCCUAGGGUCCUGUGUGAUAACCCUGGUAUCCUACAUUUAUAUCAUCUCCACCAUCUUGAAAAUCCCCUCAUCACGAGGUCGGCAAAGGGCCUUUUCCACCUGCUCUUCCCAUCUCACAGUUGUGAUUAUAUGGUUCGGAUCCACCAUUUUUCUACAUGUUAAACCAUCCAUAGAAACCUCUUUGGAACUAACCAAAAUAGUCACCAUCUUGAACACAAUUGUGACUCCAUUGCUAAAUCCUUUCAUCUAUACAUUGAGAAACAAAGAGGUCAGAGAGAUCUUGAAAAAGGUAUUCAGCGGGGGGACUUGA
Messenger RNA from Trachemys scripta elegans, 930 nucleotides. RefSeq names its product olfactory receptor 6F1-like. The transcript has a single exon. NCBI's taxonomy places the organism in Eukaryota, Metazoa, Chordata, Testudines, Emydidae. Gene Ontology annotation, molecular function: olfactory receptor activity; G protein-coupled receptor activity. Gene Ontology annotation, cellular component: membrane. Gene Ontology annotation, biological process: G protein-coupled receptor signaling pathway. The record is from RefSeq and is a predicted model, not a curated record. Bases 1 to 930 code for a protein of 309 amino acids.